AUGAUUUCAAAGAACAUAGCUAGUCUGAUUGACACAUCACGGAGGAUGCUUCUGGCUCACCGGACAUCUCUCUCGCGGGAUCUAGCGAUCGCCUCGCAAGACAGACCAUUGAAGCAGAAGGAAGAACGGCGGAGAGAAAUAUUCAUCUCUGUAUCACAGAUCAGCGAGCAUGCUGCUGACCCUUGCAGAAAGGAUGGUUGCUUAGCUGCUAUAGCUCACUGUCGUGCUCUCGGGAAUUUUAUUAGGGCCGUUAUGGCCACCCCGCUCUUUAUUACCCAAGUGAUGAGAAUGGGUGAUACAGUUGUUCCUUGCCUAGAUCCCCGCGCAUGA
Messenger RNA from Aspergillus luchuensis, 330 nucleotides. RefSeq lists its product as uncharacterized. The coding region runs from base 1 to 330 and encodes 109 amino acids. The record is from RefSeq and is a predicted model, not a curated record. The transcript has a single exon. NCBI's taxonomy places the organism in Eukaryota, Fungi, Ascomycota, Eurotiomycetes, Eurotiales, Aspergillaceae.